Megalobrama amblycephala (Wuchang bream) is the source of this 7593-nucleotide messenger RNA. RefSeq names its product collagen alpha-1(XXIV) chain-like. The coding region runs from base 472 to 5514 and encodes 1680 amino acids. Gene Ontology annotation, molecular function: extracellular matrix structural constituent. The transcript is spliced from 60 exons. Lineage: Eukaryota; Metazoa; Chordata; Actinopteri; Cypriniformes; Xenocyprididae. The record is from RefSeq and is a predicted model, not a curated record.
GAUCUGCGAUGUAAAUAAACGGACAGAUCGGAUGGAUGAUGUCACGCAAUAAUGAGUGAAAUACAACACCGAGCAGAGCUGGAGAUGCGCCGAACCGAGCAAGUCCAGACACAUGCGGAGCGCAGAGCCAGGAGCGACUCUCUCUCUCUCUCUCUCCCUCCCCCUCUCUCUCUCUCUCUCUCUCUCUCUCAGUCCGGUUUAAUACGGAUCUUCUGAUCUGCUCUCUCAAUAAACUCACUGUAUUCCAUCGUCACGCUGGGUUCUCAGCAGCGCGCUUCAUGUCUGAGCUCUGAUCCGCACUGAAGUGAAGUUCUCCGUGCGCGCGUGCUCGCGGAGACGCGACUGACUCUGGACGGACUGUGAUGUGGAAGCUGCUGAUCAGGCUGGAUCUGGUCUCAUGAGCCGGUGGUGUCUUCUGCUGUGGAAUUCUGUUUUCGCUUUGAAAACUGCUGCUUGGACAAAUGCAUACAAAUGCAUUUAGGAGCUCAACGGACAAGGAGUGGACAAGUUUCUCCCGCAACGACAACGAGAUUCCUCGUCCUCCUCCUGUCAAUAUGUGCGGCGGUGCUGUCUGCAGAAGAGCGCUCAAGAGCUCAAGGUGUAGACCUUAUUCAUCAGCUGGGCCUUUCCGGUCACAGAGAUGUACACUCUUCCGGGACAGCUUACCUCACCUCCCUUGCUUCAUCCCUCUCCAUCCUACCCCCUGGUGUUGGGGCUAUCCUCGGACAGGAUGCCCUCAUUGAGGUCCCAUCGUUGGGCCUGCUCCCCGCAGGCGUGGAGGAGGAGUUUUCCAUCAUAGUGAGUUUAAGCUCCUGGCGAGCGAACAAUGCCUUUCUUUUUAGUAUGCGUGACGGCAGGGACCGACUGCAGUUUGGCUUGCAGCUCCUGCCCGGCAGAGUAGUGGUUUACACGGGCGAGAAAGCGUCUGUCUACUUCAAGUACGAUGUGCAAGAUGGACAGUGGCACUCCUUCUCUGUGGGGGUUCGGCCACGCUCCGUAUCACUCUAUGCACGCUGCGGAGUCGUGCAGUACAGCGAGGAAACACUGACACGUCCGCAGACGUUGGGUUCCGAAGGCCGCCUCUCCGUGGGCAGGAUGGACUCCAGGGCAGUGCAGUUUGAAGGAGCGUUGUGCCAGCUGGAUAUCUACCCCUCGGCCCAAGCAGCGGCAAACUACUGCGACUAUGUUAAAAAACAGUGCAGACUGUCUGACACCUUCCGAUCUCUGUCAGGGAGCACGGAGUCUCACUUCCGAUCAGUUUCACCUUCCCCAAAGUUCCACCGCAGCUCUUCCGAAUCACAUACUCUAGGAUUUAUCCCAACUCUUGCUGAUCACUCCACUACGGCCACCAACUCUAUUCCCACAGAACUUUAUGACCAGCUUUCAACCACAAGCGCUCCGAUAUUUAGUUCCAGCACACCUAGGCUAAUGAAAACAUCUCCAGGACCCAUCAGUAAGGAGCAAUCCCUGGCCUUUACUCCGGAGACUACCACCAGCAACCCAGACAUGAACCUUGAUGGUGAAAAUGACACAGAGAAUAAGCCACUCCUUAAGAGGCCAAGAGCAACACGGGCCACCCCGGACUUGAUCACCAUCGUCAAGCAGAGCCGUUUGAAAGAGGCCCUGAGGAAUGACGGAGGAUCCACCCAAUCCAACAAGGAGCUUCUGCAGACCAAGCUUAAAGUGAACGGCACCGUCCUUUACCGUGAAGAGAGCAGCUAUAACCUAGUGGACCGAUCCGAGGAGCAGGUCCAGGAGGGGACGCCCGAUGUAGGAUACUCGGAGGGUUAUGGAUAUGACUAUGGUUUCGAAGAAGAUGAAUAUUUCUUUGACUAUGAUGGAUCUGUUGGUCCUAAAGGAGAACCAGGCCCUCCAGGUCCCGCCGGCCCCCCGGGUCUCCCCGGACCCCCUGGAAAGAGAGGACCGCGAGGUCCGUCUGGUCCUCACGGGAGCCCCGGGCCACCUGGUUUACCUGGUCCGAAGGGAGCAAAAGGAGACCCUGGACUGUCCCCGGGUCAGGCGCCAGCAGGUGAACCGGGAGAAAGAGGACGGCCAGGUCCACAGGGUCCUAAAGGUGAACAAGGUCUGAAGGGUCCCAAAGGCUAUCCAGGACUGGCAGGUCUGCCAGGAGAACAGGGUUUGCCAGGAUUGCCAGGCGUAUCUGGGGCAGCAGGUUACCCUGGCAGGCAGGGUUUGGGAGGACCAGAGGGAAACCCAGGACCUAAAGGUGUCAAUGGCUUCAUCGGACCUCCAGGAAUUGCAGGACCACCAGGACUGGAGGGAGAGAGAGGAAUUCCAGGUCCGGUGGGAAACAAGGGUCCCAAAGGAAGACAGGGUGUUGUUGGCGAUGCGGGUGAGAGAGGACCGCCUGGACCCGACGGAAACCAGGGGCCCGUCGGUGGAACUGGCAGCAGUGGAUUCCCAGGCCUGAGAGGCGAUCCUGGGCCCGAGGGACCCCGUGGGUUUCCUGGCAUUGUGGGACCUCAGGGCCUCGGCGGAGGGGUGGGGCCGCCGGGAAUGAAAGGUGAUAAGGGUGAACCUGGAUUGAGAGGUGAACCAGGAGAAAAUGGUUAUCAGGGCGACAAGGGAACGGCUGGUAAUCCUGGCCCAACAGGACCACGUGGAAAACCAGGACCGAUUGGGAAAACGGGUGAGCCGGGACCUCAAGGGCCUCCGGGGCCACCAGGACCUGAGGGUUUCCCAGGAGACAUUGGUGCACCAGGACCGAACGGCCCCCCGGGACCAAAGGGUGUUCAAGGAGCCCGGGGGCCCCAGGGACCACCAGGGCCAAAAGGAACAGAGGGAGACGAAGGCCCUCCAGGUCCACCAGGAAAGCCUGGUCCCAAUGGCAAAAUUGGUCGGAAAGGUUUAAUCGGUGAACCAGGACCUGAAGGCCUGAAGGGAGAAAUUGGUGAUCUGGGGAAUGCUGGGAAAAAUGGCCCUCCUGGUCCAGUGGGAAUGAUCGGAAUAACCGGAGUGGUCGGACAACCUGGAGAAAAAGGUGAUCGAGGUCCUCCGGGUCCUUUGGGUCCUCCAGGAGAGAAAGGUUCAACAGGGUAUCCGGGUCUUCCAGGAGGUCCUGGAGACUUUGGCCCACAAGGUCCACCAGGUCCACAAGGGCCGAGAGGAGCAGCAGGCGUUCCCGGGCCCAAAGGACGGAGGGGCCCGAGAGGACCUGACGGCCCUCGAGGGGAACCAGGCCAUGAGGGCGUAAAGGGUGAAAAGGGAUCUGCAGGGAGGAAUGGAGCUCCGGGAUUCAUCGGUAAAGCUGGAGGUCCAGGGAAGAGAGGAGCAGCAGGAGCCGCUGGUAAAGAAGGUCCACCCGGCAGCACAGGUGAAAAAGGUCCUCCAGGUAAACCUGGGUCCAGAGGCCCUCCGGGGGACGCGGGACCAGAUGGAGAACAAGGUCACGAGGGACCUCCAGGACCUGAAGGAGAGCAGGGGCCCGUGGGUGAACCUGGACUCAAGGGUGAAAUGGGACCUGUCGGAGAAGAGGGUGAACUGGGCCAACUGGGCAUCAGAGGUCCUCCAGGGCCACCCGGAGAGGACGGACAUCAAGGGAAGGAUGGACCAAAGGGUGAGCCAGGUGACCGUGGACCAAUAGGAGAAGCCGGGGAAAGGGGCGAGAUCGGUGACUCCGGCCCACCAGGACUUCCUGGAGAUGCUGGGGCAAAAGGCUUCCCGGGACCCGAGGGCAAACAGGGUCUGCCGGGCAACCGUGGACGUCCAGGAAAGAAGGGUGAGAAAGGGCCGCCAGGUCACCUGGGAGAAAUGGGCUCGCCCGGCGAAAUCGGACAGGCCGGGGAGAGAGGACUCAAAGGUGCUCGUGGAACCAGAGGACCCGCAGGUCGACCUGGAGUUAUGGGACCUCAGGGAGAGCCAGGACUGCAAGGUUACGAAGGUCACACUGGCAAGCAAGGUCCAGCAGGCCCCCCGGGACCAAAGGGAGAAAAGGGUUACCCAGGAGAAGACAGUAAAACGGCAGGACCGCCCGGGCCCUUAGGUGAACCAGGGGCUCCAGGAGAGAAAGGUGAACGUGGGGAACCAGGAGAUGAUGGAUAUCAGGGUCACGCAGGGGUCACCGGCUCUCGGGGAGCCCUCGGUCAGCAGGGAUCUCCUGGAUCUCCUGGGCUACCCGGCGAAGCAGGACCCAAGGGCGAGAAGGGAAUUCAGGGACUCGCUGGUAAGAAAGGAUCCCGAGGCCUCGCUGGAGCACCAGGUCUUGAGGGUCCAGUGGGUUUGCCAGGGCCCAGAGGGACGGAUGGGUAUCCGGGAUCCGACGGGCUUCCUGGUCUUCCCGGUUUACCGGGUCUCCCUGGAUCGAAAGGCCGAACAGGUCACCGUGGUGAUACCGGUCUAGAGGGCAGGGCGGGACUUCCUGGCCCACGGGGUGAGCUCGGACUUCCAGGUGUGGUCGGAGAGAGAGGGCCAGCGGGGUUAAAGGGCGAGACAGGUUUACUGGGCGACAGAGGACCUGCGGGUGUGAAAGGCAUGGAGGGGGCGACGGGAGACCAGGGCAUGAAGGGAGAGCAAGGUGCCAAAGGACAACCAGGUGAGGUGGGAGAUGUUGGCAUGCUGGGACUCCAAGGUUUUCCGGGACCCAAGGGUCCGAACGGAGACUUGGGGUUCACCGGUGUUCCUGGACUCAAAGGGCCGACCGGUGUUCUGGGUUUCUCCGGUCCUGUAGGUCUGGUGGGAAUGAUCGGUCCAGUGGGAAAGCCCGGUGCCAGAGGGCCCAAAGGAAGCCGUGGAGAGAUGGGACCUCAGGGGCCACAGGGCAGUCCAGGGCCACAGGGACCUCCAGGUUCGCCCGGCCCAUCGAGACGUAUCGGUAUGGACGCUCAAGCCCUGAUGGAGUCCAGAGAACAUCUGCAGCUGGAGAGUUACCAGAACACAGACACGUCUCUGUCUGAGCAGAACGCCGAGAUCUUGCGAACGCUGCAGUAUCUGAGCGGCGUCAUCCACAGCAUGAAAACACCGCUGGGCACUCGAGAAAACCCUGCCCGCUUCUGCAAGGACCUGCUGGACUGCCAGCGCGAGAUAAGCAACGGACUGUUCUGGAUCGAUCCGAAUCUGGGCUGUACGUCUGAUGCCAUCCUGGUGUUCUGUAACUUCACCGCAGGUGGACAGACAUGCUUGAACCCCGUCACCACUGAUAAGACCGCGUUUGAUGUCGGGAAAGUCCAGAUGAAGUUCUUACACUUGCUGAGCGUCACAGUCACUCAGACCGUUUCCCUCCACUGCUUCAACGACCCGGCAACAUCUGCCACGGAGACGCCACGGGUCUUGCGUUUCCGGGGUUGGAACGGUCAAGUGUUCGAGGACGACUCGCUUCUGAGUCCUCAAGUGCUUUUGGACAACUGUGAGAUCCGUGACGGCAGCUGGCAUCAGUCUCGAUUCCGGUUUCAAACGCAGGACACUCAGCAGCUUCCCAUCGUGGACAUUCAAGGUCUCCAUCCCUCACAUCCAGGAGACCAGCGGCACUUGGAAGUGGGUCCUGUUUGCUUCCUGUGAAAUCACUGAAGGACUUCGUCUCCGAAUGGAUCCAUCGGUGAACUGAGCGACUGCAGCGAAGAACAAACGCUUCUGGAGCCCGAGACAUCGGUUCAUCCACGUUCAUCGCGAGACUGCUGUUGUGUUUUAUCCGUUGUGAUUCAGUCUCGGGUGCUGUUUGCAGGCAAACAAUCCUUGUGGAUUGUGCGUUCGCUCUCAAAUCAUUGCUAGUGUCAAACAAGGUUGUUCUUGUUAACAGACUAUGAUAAGGCCGACCUGGACUCUUUAGACGGUGCUCUACCUCCUUCACACACAGGUGCUCGUGUUCAGGUGCAUCAAGCCCGAAACAAACUCUACGCAAGUACGCGAAUGCAAACUCGAUUUUGUGCAUCAUCGUCUGGAUUCAAAUUAGACCAGUCUACGGAUUUAUGUAACUUACUUUAAAAAAUGAUGACGGUCUUAACGAAAACAUUUUGAUGACUAACUGUUAAGACUUGUCUAAGAAAUUUUAUAAGACAAUCGUGCUGAGCAAGUUAGUUAACGUUAAAGAACACUAGUUAUGAUUCCAUCCACAUAUUCUCAUGCAAAUUUUGGGAUAUUAAAAAAGCUGACGGAAAUAAUGCAUUAACUAAUGUUCACAAAUGAGACCUUAUUGUAAAGCGUUACUAAAAAUGUUACGCUCAGUUGAGAUAAUUUUUUUCUUCGAUAAGAAAACAUGCACAUAAACUAUGAUGGAAACACAUUUACCGAGACUUUUUAUUAUUUUAUUACUGAUACUUUGCGCCAGUUUUCCAGGAAGUUACGAUUUUGUUUUCUUGAACACAUGGGAUGGAAACUUUUUUGUUCACAAACAUUUUAUACGAUAUUUCAGUAGCUAUGUUUCCAUCCAAAGUUGCAAGUUCAACUUGUGCGCAAAAUUGGAAUAUGGCAUAAAACAUUUGCAAAUAAAACGCUGUUUCCAUUCCUUGUGUUCAAGAGAACAAAAUCGUCACUUCCUGGGAAAACCAACAUUUCAGGUGCUGUGAUGCGAUUGGUCCGCUGGUUAGUCCAGUUAUCCAAUCACAGCCUCUGCUGAGGCAAAAUCACAUCAGUUUUGAGUGAUUUAUUCAGUAAAUGUGUUUCCAUUGUAGUUGUAGUGUGCUUGUCUUCUUAUCAGAUUAAAAAUGUGUCUGUCUCAAUUGAGUGCAUGAAUUUAUGCGCAUUUCCAUCCAGUGUUUUUUUAUACGAUAUCCCAAAAUGUGUAUGAAAAUAGGUAGAUGGAAACAUGGCUAGACAGUUGACAUUUGAAGGAAUCACUUUGAGCACCCAUGUGAUGUAUGUACAUCGAUCAGUCUUUCGUAUCUGUGUAUUUGCGUACAUUAUGUUUCUGGCCAUAAGGUGUUUGUUUGUGCUGGCUUCUUCUGUUGUACUUUUGCGUUUGGUCAUUUCGAUCAGAACAAACCUAAUUUAUAUGAACAGUGUGUUGAUAAGUUAUGUUAUACAUCGGCUUAAUAUACUUUAUACGUUAAGGAGAACGCCGCUCAUGACCCUUAAAGAGACGCCGCGAGUAUCUGCCUGAUGAAAACAAUAACGAGGAUACUUGACGGAAAUUUUUGUUGGAGAAUGGUUAUUUGAAACCAUUUUAAAUGUUCCCAGGUGCUAAAAAUGUGAAUUUACAUGCGUUACAAAAACUAUAUCUUAUAUUCGUGAUGUCUCUAAUGUCCUAACCAGACGCGAUGUGAUAAGAUUCCAGCAACGCGACUAAGAGACACCACAGAAUCAAUAAAAAAUCACAGCCAAUCAGAAGAGCGUGUGGGUGGAGUCUCUCUUCUAGCGCACUGCACUCACAACCAAAUCAAUCCAAAAUCACAGCCAAUCAGAAUAGCGUGUGGGUGGAGUCUCUCUGCAAGCACACUGCACUCGCAACCAAAUCAAUCCAAAAUCACAGCCAAUCAGAAUAGGGUGUGGGCGGAGUUUCUCUGCAAACGCACUGCACUCACAACCAAAUCAAUCCAAAAUCACAGCCAAUCAGAAUAGUGUGUGGGCGGAGUUUCUCUUCAAGCGCACUGCACUCGCAACCAAAUCAAUCCAAAAUCACAGCCAAUCAGAAUAGCGUGUGGG